Messenger RNA from Vitrella brassicaformis, 5371 nucleotides. The record is from the annotation of a GenBank genome assembly. NCBI's taxonomy places the organism in Eukaryota, Vitrellaceae.
UGGAAGAAACUGUUGGUUGACAAAGCCUGCCUUUGUGGUUGGUGGUUUGCAUCUCUCUGUCUCAUGCAGACAUCACAUCCUUACACGCGCACAUGCAUUGGCACAUCCCCUGCUAUUGGGGGCAAUCACUGGCAGGCAGACAGACAGGCAGGCAGACAGACAGGCAGACAGACAGGCAGGCAGACAGACAGGCUACACUAUAAUUAAUUCGUUGUCUAGACCGACACACAAACUUACUCACCUACACACCACUCGCCGAUAGAUGUAACUUCGUUUGCAGAGCUCGAUGCCACGCACACGCAUACCGUCGACUGCUCACAUACAUAAAAACCAGAGCGGCGCACGACACACACUCCCUCGCUGCCACCCACACACAUGUACUAGCUAAUUAAUUUUCGCUCAUGCCAUUCACGCCGUCAGCAGCGCAUCAGCGGGCCCCUUGCGCUGUGCAUCAUCAUCACCAUGGUGCGGCAUCGGCCGCACAUCGAGGAGGGCAAGGGCCUUGGACUUGACGUCAGCUGGCAGCUUGGUCAGCCCUUGCACCUGACAGACAGACAGACAGACAGAGGAAGGACAUCAAAUGCACUUGCGCGUGUGUGUGUGGUCGGUCGCACCUCCUUGAUAGCGUUGGGCAGUAGUGUAUCGAUGGCCUCUUGGACGAGCUGCGGUGCGGUGGCGGGGUUGUAUGUGAGUUUGAUGCCCUGGAGGGACAGGGCUAUCACACUCUGGUAAUCCUCCUCAUACACCUGACAACAUACACACACACACACACCUCGGAGUCAUGCGGCCCAGCGAUGGGGAAGAAGGGAGGGGGGGGGCGUCUUGCUCACCGUGGUGUUGCGGCCCCACUGAUUGUCCAGCAGCACCUUGACCUUCUUCGCACGUGACACCCUGAACACACACACACACACACACCAUGUGCGACCUCUCCGUUUCUCCCUCCCUGUGUGUGCUUGUGGGUCUUACAGUUUUGGGAAUCCCCUCCUCAGCAGCGGGGUUGCUGGUGUGAAGAGGGACGUGAUGGCCACAAUCAUCUCCUCUGUCAGCGGACGCAGGUCGACGAGCUGUGUGUUUGAAGCACACGCACACCCACACAAAGGAAAGAAGAGACGCCGCAAGUGUGGUGUGCAGCCAGCUUUCCUUCUGUCUCUCUGUCUGUCUAUCUGUCUCUCUGUCUGUCUCUUUGUCUGUCUGCAGGUAGGCCGGCAGGGCUUACGUGUACUGUCAGAGUGAGCGUCUCGCCAUCGUACGUCCAGCAGUCAGCCAAGCACCUUUCCCCCAGGUCAGCACGCUCAAUCUAAACACACAACACACACACACACACUCCUCCUCCUCCCUCUCCCUCCCCUGCCCCGGUCCACCCACCAGUCUGUCGCCGAUGGACACGGCCUUUGGCGGCCAAGUGCCCGCCACGCGGAUCUCAUACUGCCUCUCAGUCGGCAGGAAGGGCAGGACCGCGGGGCUUUUGGCUGUGCCUGGCGGGGAGAUGAUGAUGGCGUAGCCCUCAACGCCAGACGAGUAGCUCACGUUGGUGUACGCGAAGGCACCGUCCUCAUAGCUGUUCACACAAGGAAGGUCAGAACGACAGACAGAAGGGAAUGUGCAUGGGGUGUCUGUCUGUCUGUCUGUGUGGUGUUGCGUCACGUACCCCUGUGACCAUCCGUCGUCCUCAUAGACGCCUCCGAAUCCCUCCGUGUCGGUCUCGGUCAUGAUGCCGCCGGCGUAGAAAGUGAGACCCAGGCAGGACGGCAGCACAUUUGACGUGCGUAUACUCCUACAUAGAGAGAGAGAGAGAGAAAUCCAAGGCAGUGGGGUGGGUGGGUAAGGUGUGGUGCGUGUUGCCAGGAGGUGAGGUACCCUUGAGGCCCUUUGCAUUGGCUGUCGGCCCUCAUGCCGCCCACCGUGGGAAUGACCUGACCCACGCGAGCGAAGACGGGCAUCUCUGAGAGGUCAUAUGUCCAGGUCAGCUCGGCCGGGCCUUUCACACCGAUGCCCCACCCCACCUCUACACACACACACACACGGCCACGCACACACGGCAGGUCGGCACAAGUGUGGAUGAGUGAGUGCAUGGCCCCAUGCACCCUGACCGUAGAAGAUGCUGCUAGGCGGUAUCCAUAUCUUCUUCUCGGCGAGGCCGGUGGUGUUGUCGACCGGGGCGGUGACGGGCGCCACCAGCAUGUCGUCGCCGAAGUAAUACUGACCCUUCCCGUACCUGACAGACAGAGAGGGACAGCAUCAUGGCAACAGAGGGACAGAUCAGCCAUCGUGUGUGCUGUGUCUUACUCGUAUGCCUUGUCUUCCUGCGGGUCUUGGUAAUACAUGGGUCGCAGCAGCGCCAGCCCGUCGUCAUAGGCACGGCGGCCUUGCGAGUAGAUGUAGGGGACGAGCUCGGCCCGCCUCCUCAUGAAUGUGCGCAUGAUGUCGUAGUAGGUGUUGGGGUACACCCAUAUCCUCCGGUCGUUGCCGAACUCCUUGCUGGAGUGGGGCCGCAUGCAGGGCGAGAAGGCGCCCCACUGAAUCCAACGCGUGUACAUCUCGGCUGGGCACGGCUGCACACACACACACGCACACACACACACACACGCACACACACACACACACGCACGCACGCACAGGCAGACGGCAAUGCAUGUCUGUGGCCCCUGAAGGCGUGUCGCCCGUCUGGCUCACCUUGAGGUGUCCGCCGAGGUCGUGUGACCAGUAGCUGAAUAGCACGUUGGCUGCGGUGAGAGUGAACUGCACCUGGAACUUGAGCGACGCCCAGCUGGGGUUGACGUCGCCACUGAAGCCCAACGCAUACCUGACAGCCACGGACGGCACGGCCACAGAGAGAGAAACGCAAAGUGAAUCAGAUGGCCACACGGAUUUCUGCCGUGUGUGUGUGUGUGUGGACGUGCCUGUGGUUGCCGAGCCCGCCCCAUCGGCCAAAGAGGAUCGGCCGCCGACGCGUCUCGGGAGUACCCGACUCCAUACCCUGUACGCGCACAGACACAGACAGACCAUCAUCAAUAUGUCCUUUCACCGUCCGUGUCUGUGUAUGUGAAGGGGGGGGGAGGGGACAGUGCACUGACCGAUUUGGAGAAGUGUGGUUUGCUCCAGAACAGGUGGUUGAGCCAGAAGGUUGGGUUGACAUCCGGCUGCUUCAUCCAGGUCUCCCCCUGCUGCCAGUCCAGCCACCAGAAAUCAACGCCCUCCACCUCCCUCUUGGCGAGGGUGAUGUUGAACUGAGUGAGACAAGGAAAGAAGAAUAGGCAUAUCCACCCAUGCACACGAGUGAGUAAUGGCCUCUCUUGCAAGCACCGCUCACCCAUGCGAACAUGUUGUGUGGGUCGGACGGCUUGAACGGCACGAAUUUCCCGGAUGCGGGGUCGAUCCCCAUCUCUGUCGCCACAUCGGGAUAGGUGUCCUCCCAGGGCUCGAUGCCGCCAGCGGGAUGCUGAGACAGACAGACAGACAGACACACAGACACACACCGUCACACAGGCAGAGACACAGACAGAUGGACUGUCUGUCUGUCUGUCUGUGGGGCGCUCGUGUAUACCAGGUUGAGUGUGGUUGAGAGGCCUCUUCUGUCAAUAUAUUGGAGGAACUUGGAGGGGCUGGGGAACAGAGUGCGGUCCCAGGUGUAGCCUGCAAUGCAUUUAACGCACACACACACACACACACAAGGCAGGAAUGCACCACACCACCUGCUGCCGACUUCUGAGUGUCAACACCCACCCACCUGUCCAUCCCUUGGGUUGGUGCGCCUGGUCUCUCGAUGCGUUCAUCGCCCGCUCCUUCUCGAAACUCGGGUGCCAAUUCAUGUCAAUCACUGACAUACCAACCACGCAACCACACACACACACACACACACGACUCUUUCUCCCGCUACCCCAGCCCGCGUCCCCUCUGCCCCCACUCACCGAGCACGUCGAGUGGAAUGUCCCUCUCCUCAUACUCCUUGACAAUGUCCCGGAGCUCCACAUCGCUCCACGACCAGUAGCGCGAGUACCACCCGCCGUAGGCAUAUCGCGGCAGCAAAGGGAUCUUGCCCAUCAUCUUACUCAUCGCCUUAAGCGUCCCCUUGUAGUCGAUGCCGUCCGGCGACCCAUGGCCGAUGAAGUACCAGUCGCGUGUGGCAUGGCUGCGGGUGGGCACGUACCAGCAUGAUGGACCAGACUCGGGGUCCUCAUCAUAGCAGCACCCUCGACCCUGAGCAAACGAAAGAAUGAGCCACACCAUGAUGAUGUCUGUGUCAAUGGAUGCCUUCCCUUCACCCUUUUCGUUCACCGACCAGGCAGUCGAGCGGCACAAUGCUGUCCUCUCCGCAGCCCCGCCUCUCCUCCACCUUGACGGCCGCACACUCCUCGUCGCUCGCCUCAUCGACCUGAGGUCGCUCGUACCAGCCGAUGCCCAUGGCCUGCAUGUGCUCAGGAGGAGCGGUGAAGCGGGGGCGGUUGGUGUCGUCGACAACAGUGUAGCCCUGCGUCGACAGCAGACCAUAUGUGCAGUGGAGGUCGUAGCGGUCCUGGUUGGCGCAGUCCAGGUCAAGCCAGCCGUCAACGCCAUCUGCAAUGGGGAUCAAGGAGGGAGAAGUGGGUGGAUACAUAAAGUUGGGAGAGCGCGUUCUGUUCUUAUCCUUCCCCACCAACCAAGAGUGCGGACAGUGCCCAGCAGGUUCCCCUUGUUUGCGUCACCGACGCUGCACAGCACACAAAUGAGAAACACUGUCUUCAGAUAGAUCGGGUCGACCUUUCCCCUCUUCAGCAUGCCAUGCCCACCCACCCUUCUGGCUUCGGAGUCCACACGACAUCGCCCAUCGUCACACGAAGAUUCGACGGAGAGAACGCAGUCUGCGCACACGCACCCCAGCCAAACAGAAGACACCAGUAGUACCUUGCCCACCCCAAGAUCUCCCACUCCGCCUACUCACCUUGGUCCCUUGGUCAUACUCCAGCUUGAGCGCCUUGGUCGUGAUGGUCACCGUCGACCCAUUCCUCUCCACGUGAUACCGCGGCACAUCCAGCUUCCUGUUGAUGAAGGCAAACGUCGGCUCGUCCGUCCAGCGGCCGUCCUCCAUACGAAUGACGUCGUCCGUCAGCACCGUGAAGCGCGCGGACCCGGCUUGAACGAUAGCCGCUGGGUCCGCUGCGGCAGUACUCAUCGCUGAAGAUGCAGAUGCACGGGAGUGCAUGCAACUCAAUAAAGCGAGGGUGGACAAACGGAUGAUCAGCAUCGUUGGAGUGGUCAGAGCGCGAACGUCGGCCAAGACCUUUGACGUUAGGCGACGUAAGACGGACGCAGGAAAAUGGCAGAUUCGCGUGCCUGCGCAAGAUGCAUAAUCAACCUUCACCAUUGGGCCAAUUGGAAGGCGGAACUCCCUUCC